CGCGUUCCUCCCAGCAACGGCACACCAGCACCAUCCAUCCCCCACCCCCACCGCGCACUCCACCUAUAUAUUUCUCCCGGCCUCGCAGCCCACCGCAACACAAGCCAAACGCACGCAAUCGGAUCCCACGGCAAUCGCCCGCGCGCUCACACACACACACACACACACACACUCUUCAGCUCACGCUCGCUCGCUCUCGCGCGGGAGACGGGGGGAGCCUGAGGCUUCAUGGGCAACUUCGCGUCGUGCACGCUGGCGAGGACGGCCGGGGCCGGGAGUGGGAGGGGCGCCAGGGCCGUGCUCCCCGACGGGCAGGUGCGGCAGGUGGCGCUCCCGGCGACGGCGGCCGAGCUGAUGCUCGAGGCGCCGGGCCACUUCCUGGCGGACGCCCGCGCUCUGCUCCCGGGCCGGCGGAUCGACGCGCUCCCGGCGGACGAGGAGCUCCAGCGCGGGGUCCUGUACGCCGCGCUCCCCAUGAAGCGCCUCGGCGCCCCCGCGGCGCCCGCCGACUUGGCGCGCCUCGCCGCCAUGGUGGUCGCCUGCGGGGAGAAGGAGAAGGCGCGGACGAGGAGAAGGAUGUCGGCGUCCUCGCCCGCCGCUACGGCCAAGGUGGCCGCCGUCGUGGCGCCGCCCAGGGUCCUGGAGGCCGCCGCCGCUUCCGUUGCAGUGGAGGAUGACGCGCCGAGGCCGAGGGCGCCGAAGCUGGAGGAGAUGGCCGUGGACGACGCGGCGGCCGCGGCGGAGAUCGAGGAGCUCAAGCAACGGCUCAGCGGCGGCGGCAGGCGGUCGAGGCGGCCGACGCUGGAGACCAUACAGGAGGAGAGCUACGCGCCGGCGAGAUGCUGAUGCAACUCAAUGGUCAACACCAACCAAGCUGUAGAGAUGGCAAAGGCUGUCUCAUAGCCUCAUAGCUUCUUUUCUCUUUCUUUUUUCUUCCAUAUUUUCCUGGUGCUGCCUCUUUUUUCCAUGCAUUUUGGGGAGAGGAAAUUAAAGGGGACAUGAGUUGGAUUAACAGGAAUUUGGAAAGUGAUCAAUAGCAAUUAAGGAAUAUGAGGAAUUCGCUUA
Molecule: messenger RNA, 1065 nt
Organism: Phragmites australis (common reed)
Lineage: Eukaryota; Viridiplantae; Streptophyta; Magnoliopsida; Poales; Poaceae
Exons: 1
Coding region: 229-846 (205 amino acids)
Source: RefSeq, a predicted model, not a curated record